Protobothrops mucrosquamatus (brown spotted pit viper) is the source of this 4213-nucleotide messenger RNA. Its product is annotated as RNA-binding protein 33. Gene Ontology annotation, molecular function: RNA binding. The coding region runs from base 1 to 2823 and encodes 940 amino acids. The transcript has 12 exons. Lineage: Eukaryota; Metazoa; Chordata; Lepidosauria; Squamata; Viperidae. The record is from RefSeq and is a predicted model, not a curated record.
AUGGACCCUGAAAAAGUCAGGGCUGUGCUGGAGUGGCAGGCACCACGGACCCGCCGUCAGCUGCAGAGUUUCCUGGGGUUCGCCAAUUUCUACCAGCAGUUUAUCCCCUUGUUUGCUACGAUGGCCUUACCCCUAAUGGACCUGCUCCGCACCCGACAGACAGCAGCCAAGCCAUGUCCCGGUCAACCUCUAGCGUGGACGUUGGCCUGUCAAAAGGCCUUUGAGGUCCUGAAGGCCCUUUUUGCAAGGGAGCCGGUUCUACUAUAUCCUAACCCCGACCUGCCAUUUGUCGUUCAAGCCGACGCCAGCGAUGUCGCGAUGGGGGUGAUUUUACUCCAGAGGAACGGGCAAGGGACGUUACAGCCCUGUGCUUACACCUCCCGUAAGCUGACAGACAGAACGAGCAUGGGCAAUAUGGGAGAAGGAGGCGUUUGUAGUACGUAUGUGCCAGGGGGUAAGAACUUUUUGGCGGACGUGCUGUCACACAUGCCCCAAUAUAAGAGUAAGCGGGAAGAGGUGGUACAAGCCAUUAUGCCUUCCUUCAGGCAAGCGGUAGUGCAGGUGGUUGCACGCAAACCGGCAAACGCCCUGGUCCAGGAGCUGCAUAAAGCAACCCAAGACGAUCCCUGGCUACUGGACCAUCAAGGCCCUCCAGAUUUUCAACAAAACCCUCCUGAACCUGUUCCUACCAAUUUCAACCAAGCCCCCCGACUUUCCCUCCAAGAUCAGUGGCGAGGGCCACCACCCCCUCUUCCGCCUCCACCUCCACAGGAGAGAGAACCUUUCUUCAUGGGAGAGCUGAGAUUUCCCAGCCAUCACUUGUUUGAGCAGCGGAGCCCCCCUCCACCACCGCCCCCCCUUCUUAACAGUGUGCAUCCUGUGCCCAGCCAAAACUCACUCCCAUUCACCCAGCCUGGACCAGGUUUCAGCCAGCAGGGGCAGCAACCAAUGUUUCCAAGAGAAAGGCUGGUAAGGCCAAAUCUGCAGCCUCAGGGCCCUAUGGGAAUCCUUCACUUCAGCCAGCAUGGAGCAGCCAAUGUACGACCUUUUCUUCCCCCAAGGCAGUCCUUCCUGCAGGUACCAGGGCAGCCGUUCUUAACCCCUCUCACCCAAGCCGGCAUGCAGCAUCCACAGCCACCGCCACAACAUCCACAGACGCCCCAGCAGCACCCCCAACCACCCCAGCCUCACCACCAGACGCACCAGUCCCACCAGCAGCACCACCUGCUGCCUGUGCCUCCCCAGCCUCUGAUUCCGGUGGCCCCAUCCCAGUUCAGGCUGCACCUGCAGACUUCACAGCAACAGCCAAGUGGCAACUGGAUGCAGUGCCAGCAACGGCAAGGUCUAAUAAAGGCCAGGCAUAACACACCAACGCAAAGCAUUGUAAAACGUCCAAACCAGCAGCUCCAGUCAUCUACCCCAAGGAAUAGUAAUUUGCGUGAAUUGCCAAUAGCACCUUUGCAUGCUAUUGAGGCUGCUAACAAUCAACGAACGUCAGCUCCUGCUGCUCAAGUGAAACCUAUUACUAGCACCACACCUGUUACAAGGCCUGUUACAGGUGUCAAGAACCAACUGGGAAGGACCGAGACCAAGUCUAGAGCAGUUAUUCCCAUGACUCAACCUAAAACGGAGGUCCUAUCUGAACCAGAGUUUCCUGAUGAAGAUGAAGAAACCAGACUGUACUGUUUGAAGAUCGAGGAACAGAAACGCCUCAGGGAAGAGAUCUUGAAACAAAAGGAGCUCAGGCGGCAGCUUCAAGCUGGGGCCCGAAAAAGAGAAUUGCUGGAAAGGCUGGCACAGCAGCAACAACAAGGCUCUUCAGGCCAACAGCAGGAGGAAGACCCUUCACAGCUGCCCACCAAUGGAAAUCCAUUGCUUUCCCUUCCUGGUGCACAGCCCCGCCAAAAUGUGAAAUACAGGCUAAUGGUUAAAAAACAAGAGCCAGCCGUUCCAGGUUCCACAGCUGUUCAGCCUAAGCCUGUAAAUGUUCUCCAGGCUGCGCAAUGUCAAGGACAGCAAAUAAAAACUAUAAAGCAGCUAAGACAGGCUAGGACAGUGCCCGAAAACGAGCUCCAGCUGCCCAAUAAAGCUUUGCAAACAAAGCUUCCCGCUGCUGUGCACUUGAACAUGUCCCAGAUUGCUCGGGUGGCAUCGGUGCAAGGCCAGCCUCAAGACCUGAAGCCUGGGAUGAAAAGAACUGUUAUGCAGCGGGCAAACAGUGGGAGUGGCGAUGGGCCCCAUAUUGGCACCAAAGUCAGGGUGAUAAAAUUGUCAGGAGGGCAAGGUGGUGAGAAUGUUGACUUUUCUCAUUUGGAAGGACCGCCUCACCGGCUUCCGCAGCCAUCAGAGCAGAGACAUCAGCCAAUCCGGAAGGUCACACUGACAAAGGGGACAGUGCAGCAACUGCAUCAGCCUCAUCAGCACCAUCUAUCACAGAUUCACUCUACAUUUCCUCAAGGACUAAAAAAUAUCCCAGGGAUACAUCAAGUGAAAAAGGGUAUUCCACAUGGGAGAGGCAGGGGGAUCACAGGCCAGAUGGGCCGAGGCCGCUUGAUGCCAAGUAAACCAAAUCUGCGUGUGGUAGAGUGCAAACCUCAGCCCUGCAUCGUGUCAGUGGAAGGGCUUUCUUCAUCCACCACAGAUAUUCAGCUGAAAAACCUGCUCGUGUCAGUAGGACCCAUUCAGAGUUUACAGAUGUUGCCUCAACAACGAAAGGCCAUUGCAAAAUUUAAAGAGCCUGCUGAUGCUUUAAAAUUUCAACAGAGGUUUCACAGGCACAUGAUAGAUCUCUCCCAUAUCAAUGUGGCACUGAUAGUGGAGUGACCCACUGAGCAUAAGUUGUCUUAAAAUAAAGCAAGUUAUGGAGGAAGUCAGAAGGGUAGAAUCUUCCUGUAAUUUCUGGUGCCAGCUUUGCAGACUCCUUCUGAAACUUCAAAUUAUUUUGCGACAGCUGCUGACAGCAACCGCCUUGCUACAAAUGAAGUUUGAUUUCAAGAUUGAAAAAGAUUUGUAUCGAACAUACAUAAUUACAGAUCUCAUGUAUGAAUAGUGUACAUGGAUGUUUUCAGGCAAUUACUAUGUGAUCACAAUGACUUGGAACAAAAGAACAUUGACUCUUGAAAAGUUUUUUAUGUUUUUUUCUUAUAAAAGAAUAUUUGAUAAUGGUUGCUCUUAUCUUCAGUGUGAGGUGUUGAAAUCAGAAUACACCCAUUAUCUAGUGUUUGUAGCUAAGCAUAUAAUAUAGAAUAAAAGUUGGUCUAUGUAAUUUGUGGAUUUUUUUUAUUUUUUUAUUUUUUUCCCAAGAGGCUCUGAAGCUCAUUCUUGAAAGCUCUUAUUUCUAGUAAGGUGAAUGUAGUUUGUUGUGCAUAGAAGUCCCUCUCAGUGUUCCCAGCAUUAUUUCUUACCAACCCUAUUUUGGACAAAUAGUCUCACCAAUUUGAUGUCCUUAUGUAUGAAGGAUGCUUGUAUUCAGACUUCAGAAUCUUGGAUCGACACAUUUUUAGCCUUCUCUUGUGCUUUCUUAGAGUGCUUGAAUGGGCAGGAACUAACUGAAAGCUGCUGCUGGUGAGAAUGUUUACAUAUUCAGGUCCAGGAAAUCCAUUUGGGUUAGGCUUGUUGGGAAGUGAGUCACUGGUGUUAAGCUUCAUAUUUUAAUUUAUUUUUUGUGUAAUAAUUGGCAGUAAUGUUUGAUAACGGUAGAGUCUGCCAAAUUGUACUCUAGCACUGUUCCCACGUCACCUAGUGAAUUAUGAGGACAUUUCCUGUGUAAGAUGUGGACUGUUCUGAAAAUAUGUGCAGACUUUAUGGAAGUUGUUUUUAUAUUAAAUAAACUCUUUCCUCCAAAGAAAGGCGCUUGUGACAAUGUUCCCUGCUUCCUUUAGUUAGUGAGAGUUUACUACUCUUAGAAAUCUAUUCAAUGGUUAUGAAUAGAAAUCUAUUCAAUGGCCAUUAAACAUAGUCAGAGCUGAUAAGGAUUAUAACUUAGACAGUGAGUUUGAGCAUAUAGAAAAAUAUAGUCAAAGAAUGUUCUCUCAGGACUGCAGGUUAUAUGACAUUGAGAAGUAGUGAUGUUUCUUUUCUAAUUAUUCAAAAUAUUCUGAACAGAUGAAGGCUUUUAAAACUGUUCCCAGUUAAAGAGAAGAUGUGGGAAUUGGCUAUAAGCAAUCAAGGUAUAACAAUACAUCAUGUCUUCUAAAGGCAAAGCUGUUUUUUC